Messenger RNA from Suillus discolor, 2184 nucleotides. Its product is annotated as kinase-like protein. Gene Ontology annotation, molecular function: ATP binding; protein kinase activity. Bases 37 to 1911 code for a protein of 624 amino acids. The record is from RefSeq and is a predicted model, not a curated record. The transcript is spliced from 5 exons. Gene Ontology annotation, biological process: protein phosphorylation; regulation of mRNA processing; spliceosomal complex assembly. NCBI's taxonomy places the organism in Eukaryota, Fungi, Basidiomycota, Agaricomycetes, Boletales, Suillaceae.
CCGAGUCCGUUCGUAUACCGUCCCUUCACAAAGUACAUGGCACCGCAUCAGCCAUGCGCUAAAUAUCAGUACGUACUUACAUCGUCCACUCCGAAGAUCGUUCCGGUCACAGACCAGGAACUCAAGGAUGAAGAAUCACCAGCUGACUACAACGCUGGCGGGUAUAUGGUCAUCAAGAUCGAUGAUACAUUCAAAGACGGUCGGUAUAUCGUAGCACGCAAGUUAGGCUGGGGCCAUUUUUCAACUGUCUGGCUCGUCAAGGAUACUCACGAGAACCGUUACUCUGCUCUCAAAGUGGUCAAGUCUGCUACGCGUUAUGCUGAGACUGCACGCGACGAAAUAAAACUCUUGUCUCAGGUAGCUGCUGCAAAUCCACACCAUGCUGGUCGACCACAUGUUGUCUCGUUCCUCGAUUCUUUUCAACAUCGCACUCCUCAGGACACUCACGUGUGCAUUGUCUUUGAGCCCCUCGGAGAGACGCUUCUCGCAUUAAUUCAACGCAACAAGAAGAAGGGUGUUCCAAAACCCCUCGUCAAGGUCAUCGCGAAGCAAGUGCUUCUCGGCCUUCAGUAUCUUCACGAUGAAUGCGAUCUCGUUCACACUGACAUUAAACCUGAGAACAUUCUCAUUUCCAUACCAGAUGUCGAAGCUCGUAUCCAUGCUGAAUUGUCUAUUUCGCCAAAGCCAACGUCGCAUCACGUGGGCGUUCCUCAGCCCACCAAAUCCCGUUCUGGCUUAACCAUUCCUUAUCGACAUGCCCCUGCAUACGAGAGACGCGUACAAAUAUUUGAUUCACAGCCACUAUCAAGUCCAUCAUCGAGAUCUGGAAGUAUGAGCGCUAACGCGAGUAGCCAUAGCUUCCAAAAGCAACUUUCUGGGACAACUCCGAUCAGUGGCGCACCCAUCAGCCAGUUGCUUAGGAAGUCUGCUAGAGCGGACCCUACUAUCAUCCUUCAUGACUCACCAGUAAUACCUUCCAGUAGCCCGUCGACUUCGUCUAUCAUCUCCUCCACGCUAUCCACGCCAGCGGCUUCUAACAGUACUGUUAGCACACCUCCUACCUCGGUGGGAAGUGCAGACAUACCCAUCCUGACGAAAAUGGCCUCGCUUACGCUCAUGAGUGCUUCGCCGGAUGUCACAUUGCGUCUAAAUACGGAAAGUGUCAUGGUCUCCGCGCAACACGUAUCUACAUCUCCCCUCAUCCAAUCACAUUCUUCGGAUAUUCACCACAUCACUCCCGGGCCGUCGCUUCUGACCCAAACUGCUCCGCAUCAGUCUUCCGGGCCGUCUCUCAACCGAACUCCGUCGCCUCCUUCAGGGGUGCCCGUUUUAGGACCGCCAUCAACGCCGCUUUCUACACCGCUUUCUACGCCGCUUUCUAUCAAGAUUGCCGAUCUAGGCAAUGCGACACCUUCUAAGCAGCAUUUUACAGAGGACAUUCAGACACGACAGUAUCGCGCUCCGGAGGCUAUCCUUGGACGACGUGAUUGGGGCACAAGAGCUGACGUUUGGAGCGUUGCUUGUGUCGUUUUCGAGUUGUUGACUGCGGAAUAUCUGUUUGACCCUCAUGGACAAGGCGAGAUGUUCACGAAGGACGAUGACCACAUGGCGCAGAUAAUUGAAUUACUGGGUGAUUUCCCAUUAGAUGCGAAGAUGGGAGGAAGGUAUAGUCGUGAAAUAUUCGAUCACGCAGGGGCGCUUCGUUACAUCAAAACGUUGAAGCCGUGGCCUCUGAAUCGUGUCAUGACAGAGAAAUACCUUUUCUCUGUCUCGGAAGCGGAUGAUUUAUGCUCCUUCCUUGAACCCAUGCUUGCAGUCGAUCAAAGGGAACGCAAAGAGGUUCGCGAUAUAGUUGACCAUUAUUGGCUAGAUGUGAAGGACGAAGAGUGGGUAGGCGUUGACAGUUGGUAAUGAACCUCAUAUUUUGCUUGUGUUGGUGCUGUCGUUUUAUGGGGUUUAUGUGUCUUGGGCUAUCUGAAUUAUACACCUCGCUUUGACUUUUCUUUCACCCUACUUCAACGGUAUUUAUUCCUUAUGGCUGCAUGGUAUAUCUAUAUCACAAUGACUGUUCACGAUUUAGAUUCAGCCACCCCUUCAUUUUACACUUUUUUUGCCGUCCAUACGAUGGUACAUGUAUUGCACUUUCUCAAGCCAUAGAUAUUAAUACAAGGUCUUCCAUGCUCA